This is a messenger RNA of Helianthus annuus (common sunflower), 1338 nucleotides long. RefSeq names its product protein FAR1-RELATED SEQUENCE 5-like. The record is from RefSeq and is a predicted model, not a curated record. Gene Ontology annotation, biological process: regulation of DNA-templated transcription. The coding region runs from base 16 to 1287 and encodes 423 amino acids. The transcript is spliced from 3 exons. Lineage: Eukaryota; Viridiplantae; Streptophyta; Magnoliopsida; Asterales; Asteraceae. Gene Ontology annotation, molecular function: zinc ion binding.
GAUCAGGACGCUGCAAUGAAAAUUGCCAUCCGAGAUGUUUUCCCAGAUACCAGACAUCGUUUGUGUAUGUGGCAUAUAAUGAUCAAAGUUUCUGAAAAGGUUGGUACUGAGCUAUCACAAGAUGAGGUUUUUAAAGAAGAUAUAUGUGAUGUUGUAUGGACUGAUGCUCUUGAACCAGCACAGUUUGAGACACAAUGGUGUGAUUUAAUGAUUAAGUACAACCUUACUAGUAACAGCUGGCUGUCUGAUAUGUACAACCUCAGAUCAGAUUGGAUUCCUGCAUACUAUCGUCAUGAACAUAUGUCCGGUCUUAUGCGUACAACAUCUAGGUCUGAGAGUGAAAAUCAUUUUUUUGGUCAAUUAACCAACACAAAAUUGUCAUUAGUUGAGUUUUUGAGCCAUUUUGAUACUGCAAUGGAAUCUCAGAGGUUUAAGCGCAGCAAACGUGAUCAUGAUACCAGAUACACACAACCUCGCAUGAAAACCAAUUAUGAAUUGGAACUGGAAGCUGCAAAGAUUUAUACUCGGGGGAUAUUUUUUGAUGUUCAAGAAGAAAUUCGACUUGCUUGCAAGAAUUGUAUGUGCAGGCGUGAAGAAGAAGUUGGUGAUUCAAUUAAGUUUUAUAUUCUACAGGUCAAUCUUCCUGGCCUUCAUGAGGUUCUUUUUACUCCUAAGGAUAUGGUAAUUAAAUGCAGCUGCAACCGAUAUGAGCAGUAUGGUUUGCUAUGUAGGCAUGCCUUUUGUGUUCUUCGUCUUUGUGGUAUAAAGGAGUUCCCUAAAAAAUAUGUUAUGAGGCGUUGGACAAGAGAUGUUGUUCCAAAAAAGACAAAAGUUUUGAGUUUUGAUCAAAAUGCUGCUGGUAAUCAAGUUGAACGUGCUUCCAGCAUUGUGCGUGAGAUAAUGACUGCAACUGAACAUAUUGUUAACCGUCUUGUUACAAAUAUUGACCUGUUAUCGUUGUAUAGAGACCAAGUGAUCGAGUCGAAGUUGAAGGUUGAUUCUGCUGACCUUCCUGCAGAAUCACUUGACAAGAAUGCAAGAUUAGCUAAUAUUCUUCAUGCUGAUCAGCCAUGUUCAUCGUCUUCUGCUACCAUUCUUCCACCUAGUGGUAUUAGAAACAAGGGGUGUGGUUCAAACAAACGCUUAAAGUCUUUUCGUGAGGUAUCAUCUUCAAGAGUAUCAAAGAAAACUAAAACUAGAGGUUGUUUGAUAUGUGGAGGUCAUGGACAUAAUAGUCGGACUUGUAAGAUGAAGACUACUGUUGCUGAUUCCCAGAAGAGUAGUUAGUCGUGUGUCUUGGAAAUCAUGAUAUUUGGAUUUGUUAUUUUUUUCAUUUCA